UCCUCUCUGGACUCAGCGUAUACAGAGAUUUAAGAUAAACCUCUUCUGUGGAUAAGGAUACCUAUGUGUCCGGGAUAUACACUUCAGCUGAGCUCAGCAUCUCCCACACCUGCUCAGCCCCUAUACCUGUCCUUGGCCAGCAUAGGCUACAGACAGUCACCUGACUACUUGGGGCUGUAAAAUCCAGUUGGGAAUUAGAACAGAUCGGAUUUGGGAGAGGGCAGGGUGAGAGGACUCAUUCCACCAUUAGUCCAAGUGGUGGUAACACAGGCGGUUUGACUCACCAACUCCCUGUCCCCCUGUAAAAAAGGAAACCCAAUUUUCAAAGUAGCCAAGAGGAGCAGUCUAGGGACAUACGUCUCCCCCCUAGGGAAACGGGAAGAUGGGAGCUGGAGCUAGUGCAGAAGAAAAGCAUUCUCGAGAAUUGGAGAAGAAGCUGAAGGAAGAUGCUGAGAAAGAUGCCAGAACAGUCAAACUGCUCCUCCUGGGAGCUGGUGAGUCUGGGAAAAGCACCAUUGUAAAACAGAUGAAAAUUAUACAUCAGGAUGGUUACUCCCUUGAGGAAUGCAUGGAGUUUAUCACCAUUAUCAAUGGGAACACUCUCCAGUCCAUGCUUGCUAUUGUGAGAGCCAUGAACACACUGAAUAUCCAAUAUGGAGAUCCUGCUCGACAGGAUGAUGCCCGUAAACUCAUGCACCUGGCAGACACCAUUGAUGAAGGUUCCAUGCCUAAGGAGAUGGCUGAUAUCAUUGGGCGCCUAUGGAAGGACUCAGGCAUCCAAGCUUGCUUUGAUCGUGCUUCUGAAUAUCAGCUCAACGAUUCAGCUGGAUAUUACCUGAAUGAUCUAGACAGGCUGGUGGCCCCUGGCUAUGUCCCCACUGAGCAGGAUGUACUGAGGUCCAGAGUCAAGACCACCGGUAUCAUUGAGACCAAUUUUGGCCUCAAAGAUCUCAACUUUAGAAUGUUUGAUGUGGGUGGACAGCGCUCUGAACGUAAGAAGUGGAUUCAUUGCUUUGAAGGGGUGACCUGUAUCAUCUUCAUCGCUGCACUGAGUGCAUAUGACAUGGUCCUUGUGGAGGACGAUGAAGUGAACCGCAUGCAUGAAAGUCUGCAUCUCUUCAACAGUAUCUGUAACCAUCGUUACUUCGCAACAACCUCCAUUGUACUCUUCCUUAACAAGAAAGAUGUCUUCACAGAGAAGAUCAAGAAAGCCCAUCUGAGUAUUUGCUUCCCAGAUUAUGAUGGGCCAAACACAUAUGAGGAUGCAGGGAAUUAUAUCAAGACACAGUUCCUGGAAUUGAAUAUGCGACGAGAUGUGAAGGAGAUUUACAGUCACAUGACCUGCGCCACAGACACAGAGAACGUCAAGUUUGUGUUUGAUGCGGUCACAGACAUUAUCAUCAAAGAAAACCUGAAGGACUGCGGCCUGUUCUAAGGAGAUGUCCGCAGAAGUUACCCUGGUGAAUUUGCCCUAAUCCCUACUGCCUCCCCAACAAACCAAACAAGCCCCUAAUGGAGCGUUACACCGUGCACAUCCUACAAGGGGACCCCUUGGACAUGAGACAAAGGAGUCAAAGUGAUAACUGUAACAUCGGUCCUCCCCUCACACCACCCUCUGCAAAAGAGGGGUGCAGACAAUGAACCUUCAGUAGACAUCCCCUACGCUUUGUUGUAAAUUCACCAUUCCCAUGAUUGGCUUCUCAACUCUGUAACAGCCAAUGGGAAUGUAACAUUUUAUAAUAGUUGGUUAAAAAAAUGAGAGGCAUUUAAACAUGGCAGCCCAGUUGUUGGGUGCUAAUUAACCUAUAUAUUCUGAAUUAUAAUGCUUUUUCGAUCCACAUAAAAAAAAUACAUUGGUAGAGCAAUCUCUGAUGAACAGACAGAGAGUAAAUUAAGCACAACAGAUGCUGGCCUCUUAAGAAGCUGAUCCAUGUGUUUACUUAUAGGGGACACAUCAUUGUUAGAGAGGCCACAUUAUAGUGAGGGCUGCCAGCCUGUUUAUGAGGAAUCUACCUCUUUAUCAGAUUGGAGAAUACCCCCAUAUGUGACUCGAUUAACAUCUUAAGCUGGUAGAAGAAAUUCUAUGCCUAAGAGAUAUCAAAGUUGACAUUUCAAGAAAUUCUGGCUGAUAUGUAUAUUUUUAUAAUCCCAAAUGUCCUCUACUUUUAUACAUAAUUUUUUUUAUAACUCCCUUAAUGCUCUUUAGUUUAAGGGUUUCUUCUCCAUCAUUAUGUCACUAAUUUAAAAAAAAAAGCACUUUAAACAUUCUAAAUUUCCUGUUUCAGUUCCUUUGCUGCAAAUGGGGGCCUAUAACAGCAAAGUGUUAAGACUUAUUUUCCAAAUCACUAUUUCCCAAAUCAUUCUACACUUAUUUAUUAGCUGGAAAGGAAUAUUGUCAAUCCGGUCCUAUGCACCAUUUUUUGUAAGGAAAAUUGCAUGUUUUCCCACUCACCUAUGGCUCACAGUCAGUUGUACAGGUAGAGUAUAGAUGCAAAUGAAUCUGCUUCUCAUAAAUUAAAUGCCAUUAUUAGGCAGAAUGA
This is a messenger RNA of Spea bombifrons (plains spadefoot toad), 2540 nucleotides long. It is a transcript of the gene GNAT1, whose product is annotated as G protein subunit alpha transducin 1. The record is from RefSeq and is a predicted model, not a curated record. Gene Ontology annotation, biological process: adenylate cyclase-modulating G protein-coupled receptor signaling pathway. NCBI's taxonomy places the organism in Eukaryota, Metazoa, Chordata, Amphibia, Anura, Pelobatidae. Gene Ontology annotation, cellular component: heterotrimeric G-protein complex. The transcript is spliced from 9 exons. Bases 383 to 1435 code for a protein of 350 amino acids. Gene Ontology annotation, molecular function: G protein-coupled receptor binding; GTP binding; GTPase activity.